AUGGAAGUCAAGGGGGUGACCACCUUAUUUUCCCUACCUUGUCGUUGGCAUCAAUUGUCUCUUGGACCACACCCCGGUUCCCAGUCCGUCCCAAUCCCAAAGACAACCACACCAGACACGACAGGGCAGCCGGGGGACCCAGCCAAAGGAGCCCGGUACCUUGUCUUUGCGUGCAAGCUCCGUUUUACGAGACGAGCUGGACAACGCCUGGAGGUACGUGUAGCUCAUCUGUACCCAUGUACCUCUGUCGUUUGGGGCCAGCUUGGACGGACCCAUCUCCUUUUGCCGGGAGAUUUCCAUUUUCAGGCCCAUUUCAGGACCCAGCGGAUGGCCUCGGUGGAUUUCAGCGGGCCGGGGUGCUCCCUGUUCUAUCCACCAGUUCUCCCACACGUCUCGAAAAACGGAGGAACGGAGCUUGCGUGGGCGCGGCAGGUUGCUGGCGUUGUCGCAGUGGUCAGAGAAGUAGCUGAACGGUAUCACGGUACUCGAGGCACCCUCAGCACGGACGCCCGAGAGAUCCAGCGACACAGCGAGCGAGCCAGUCCUCCGGGCGAGAAGAGCCACGAUGUUGUUAUUGUCCAAGGUCGACUGCCUGCCUAUCCUGCCGUGGCUGCCAUCCACCCGUUGCGGAAUCGCCUGCCGGUGCCAUGUGAGGCCAGCCAGUGUCUGUCUGGGCUGUCAAGCAAGUGUCAAAAUGUCAGACUCAGAGUGUGCCCUUGGAGCCCUGGCAGCUUGGGGCCUUCCUAA
Molecule: messenger RNA, 747 nt
Organism: Neurospora crassa OR74A
Lineage: Eukaryota; Fungi; Ascomycota; Sordariomycetes; Sordariales; Sordariaceae
Exons: 2
Coding region: 1-747 (248 amino acids)
Source: RefSeq, a predicted model, not a curated record